AUGGUAAGGGAGAAGAGUGGCGGUAGAUCCAGUGGAGUCCCGAUGGAACAUAUAUACAUAUAUAUACGUCUUAUCGCAUCCAUGUUCGCGAAAGAUGGCGAAAGAUGUUGCUUUGGAUGUUUUGUUCGCUUCGACUGUAAACGGCUAUCCAGGGCGGCAAUAAAGUACGCUCAACCUUCAUGCCUAACUCGCUGCCUCAGGUUUACCCCCCUUGAGGAAAACAAUUGCCUUGGUGGAUUGCCAGCGUUCUCCUUGCGCAGGAUGAAGCUUAGGAGUAUUCAACUGAAGGACAGUAGACUGUGA
Echinococcus granulosus is the source of this 303-nucleotide messenger RNA. RefSeq lists its product as hypothetical. The transcript has 3 exons. The record is from RefSeq and is a predicted model, not a curated record. NCBI's taxonomy places the organism in Eukaryota, Metazoa, Platyhelminthes, Cestoda, Cyclophyllidea, Taeniidae. Bases 1 to 303 code for a protein of 100 amino acids.